UUUAUCGUCUCUGCGACCAGGAGAAGACUGCUUGACCAUUUUCCAUAUCGUCCACACAUCUCCAGCAGAGCUAUCGAUCAGCUGUUCGCGGCGCCUUAUGUGGCGUAUCCAAUUGACUGUGUUUAAAUUUCAGUCCUUCCUUCUCCCCCCAGACCAAAGUAUACGAGCAAGAUGCAGCUCCCCGCACGGCUGGCCCUCGCCGGCGCACGGCGCAUAGCAUCAGCAGCAUCAGCAACGAGGUUAGCGCCAAUGGCUCCCUUGACCGCCAGGUCAUCACGUCUCUUCCACGGCACCGGCCGCAACACUGCAGUCGUGACCCCGCUCCAAGGCAACGGCCCGCCGCCCGACGCACCCGUCGCCACCGACCCGGCCUUCCGCGAAGAUAACGCCGCCGCCGCCGCCGCCACCACAACCAACCCCGCUACUGAGACCACCAGCCCUAAACCGACGCCACCGGCCGCCGCCGCCGAGAGCACUAGGAACAGCGCUGAAGACGCGCGGGUGAUCCAUAAGAGGAGGCGCCAGGCCAUCAUCCUCCAGGCGGCGCGGGAUGUCAAGGCCGCGGGGGUCAAGUCGCUGGCAGAGCUGCAGAAGGUCAAGGCCCUGCCGAAGCGGUUCUGGAGAGAGGUCCACGUGCGCGAGGUCGAUGGCGCGUGGGAGGUCCACCUCGACUCCAGGAAGGUGCGGCACCCGACCACCAAGCAAAUCCUGAGGGUCCCCGCCACAAAGCCGCAGCUGGCGUACGCGCUCGCCAACGAGUGGGACCAGAUGGAGUCGGUGCGGCAGACGACCCAGCAGCACAUGGUGCCGCUGACGGGCCUGGUGUGCCGCGCCUUGGACAUACGCGACGACGACGCGGCGCACCGGGCUGCCGCGGGCAAGGACGGCAUGGCACCGACCCGCGCCUCGGCCGUGGCCACGGCCAUGCGCUACCUCGACACGGACAACCUGCUCUGCUGGGCGCCGCCCGACGCCGAGGCGCUCGCGGCGGGCGAGACGAUACUGCGGGAGCUGCAGGAGCGGGCGGCCCGCCCCAUCAUGGCCCACCUCGAGUCCCGCGUCUGGACCACGGGCGGCGGCGGCGGUUCCGUCCGGCUGCGGCCCGCGCUCGACGGCGGCGGCAUGCUGCCCACGCCGCAGGACCCGGCCGUCCACGACGCGGUGCGCGCCUGGCUGUCGGAGCUCGACGCCUUUGACCUGGCGGGCGUCGAGCGCGCCGCGCUGGCCGGCAAGUCGGUCCUGGUGGCCGCGCGGCUCGUGGCGCGGUGGAGCGAGAACGGGCUCGAGGCCAAGGUGGCGGACGAGGAGCAGAAGCAGGACGGAGAGGCCGAGUUUGGGGUCGAGGAGGCCACCGAGGCCGCCAGCGUCGAGGUGCGCUGGCAGACGGGCAGGUGGGGCGAGGUCGAGGACACGCACGACGUGGAGAAGGAGGACCUGCGGAGGCAGUUUGGGAGCGUCGUGCUGCUCGUCUCGGGCGGCGAGGCGCCGCGGAGUUGAGGGAUGGUGAAAAUAAGCAAGGUGAGGUGGGGUGAAUGUCGUCGACUUGCUGCAUUAUUGUAAAAUAGAUAUCACAAGCGUGCUAGAAAAAAGGUAUAGAUGGACGGCUCAGAGCGGUCUUUCUAGUAUAGCAGGGCGGGACUUGGCCUGAUGGAAUAGCCUUGUUUUGAGCAAGAUGGACCGCUCAAAGGUGGUGAUGGCAGACGUUUUGGGCGCACCUCAUCUCAGCUAGAAAGAUCAAGGAAAGACCAAGCCAGUCCCGAGGCAGCGGCCUCAAACCGUCACAACGGCGCAGCGAAUAUCAGCCUUGCUGGGGCUGCAUCUACGAUAUAACAUCUAACCUAGCAUCUCUUCGGUGAAAAUGCCCAAUCACGAUUGGACCUGGCAGGGAAUAUGGUUAUGGUUAUUUGGUCUCGAGUCGUGUCGGCAACGCAAUCUCUUGACCAGCUUCCUCAUUUCAGGGGGUGGAGCGGGUCC
This is a messenger RNA of Gaeumannomyces tritici R3-111a-1, 1974 nucleotides long. RefSeq names its product ATP12 chaperone. Gene Ontology annotation, biological process: mitochondrial proton-transporting ATP synthase complex assembly. Gene Ontology annotation, cellular component: mitochondrion. The coding region runs from base 172 to 1497 and encodes 441 amino acids. The record is from RefSeq and is a predicted model, not a curated record. The transcript is spliced from 2 exons. NCBI's taxonomy places the organism in Eukaryota, Fungi, Ascomycota, Sordariomycetes, Magnaporthales, Magnaporthaceae.